CUGUUCAGCUUACCCGCAGGGAUUCCCUCUCCAGCCAAUCGCUGCAGAGCCUCGGGACUGCCCAGAACAAAGAUGGCGGGGGAAGGCCUCAGUGAGGGCAGACUGAUCUGAACACCCAAGUCCUCAGCCAAACAGCAGAGACGGUGGUGAUAGCGGCGCGGUACGGACCAUGGAGGAGAGCAGCAGCUCCGGGAGCGGUGGCGGCGACAGCAACAGCACCGGCGGGCCUGGCGGGGCGCAGCAACGGGAGCUGGAGCGCAUGGCUGAAGUCCUGGUGACCGGGGAGCAGCUACGACUCAGGCUGCAUGAAGAGAAAGUCAUUAAAGAUAGACGGCAUCAUCUCAAAACCUACCCGAAUUGUUUUGUGGCGAAAGAACUGAUUGACUGGCUGAUUGAUCACAAAGAGGCUUCUGACAGAGAGACAGCAAUUAAACUCAUGCAGAAAUUAGCAGACAGGGGCAUUAUUCAUCAUGUGUGUGAUGAACAUAAGGAGUUCAAGGAUGUGAAACUCUUCUACCGCUUUAGGAAGGAUGACGGCACCUUCCCGCUGGACACCGAGGUGAAGGCCUUCAUGCGAGGACAGAGGCUGUACGAGAAGCUGAUGAGUCCUGAAAACACACUCCUACAGCCCAGGGAAGAAGAAGGAGUCAAGUAUGAGCGUACUUUCAUGGCAUCAGAGUUCUUGGAUUGGCUGGUGCAGGAAGGUGAAGCCACAUCAAGGAAAGAGGCAGAACAGCUUUGCCACCGACUUAUGGACCAUGGCAUCAUACAGCAUGUGUCCAACAAGCACCCGUUUGUGGACAGCAACCUUCUCUACCAGUUCCGAAUGAAUUUCCGUCGGAGGCGAAGACUGAUGGAGCUGCUCAAUGAGAAGUCUCCCUCUUCCCAGGAGGCUCAUGACAGUCCCUUCUGCCUGAGGAAGCAGAGCCAUGACAAUCGGAAACCCACCAGCUUUAUGUCAGUCAGCCCUAGCAAGGAAAUCAAGAUCGUGUCUGCUGUGCGGAGGAGCAGCAUGAGUAGCUGUGGCAGCAGCGGCUACUUCAGCAGCAGCCCGACCCUCAGCAGCAGCCCCCCUGUGCUCUGCAACCCCAAGUCUGUGCUGAAGAGACCGGUCACAUCUGAGGAACUCCUCACUCCCGGGGCUCCGUACGCCAGGAAGACGUUCACGAUUGUUGGUGAUGCAGUUGGCUGGGGCUUUGUGGUGAGAGGAAGCAAGCCAUGUCACAUCCAGGCUGUGGACCCCAGCGGACCCGCGGCUGCUGCAGGAAUGAAGGUCUGUCAGUUUGUUGUCUCUGUCAAUGGCCUCAAUGUGCUGCACGUGGAUUACCGGACCGUGAGCAAUCUGAUCCUGACAGGCCCACGGACAAUUGUGAUGGAAGUCAUGGAGGAGCUGGAGCGCUGAGCAGCCAGACCUUCCUCCCCUCCCCACCCUGCCCCGCCCAGCAGUGACGCAUCCCAGAAACAGCAAUGCAAGGACAGGCUGUCCUGUACAUGGAUGGCUCUGGACACCUGUAUCUCUCCUCCAUCCUCACACAUCAAGUUCCAUACACUGUUUGUAUGUGGAAGAAUCGGGUAACACAUCUUAAAAAAAAAAAGUCAGUGUAGGAAAGCAAUAGGGAAGCAGAAUUUUCCUACAUGAUGGGAUUGCCUUACUACAUUUCUAUUUCUAUUCGUGGUCCUCAUCCGGAGUUUUCAUCUUCAUUUGUACAAAGUUGUUGAGAUGCUUCUCAAACUGAAGGAGCAACAUUGUUGAAAUCGACUUUCUAGGGAGUCAUGAAAAGUAGCUGCUACAGACUCUAAAAAUAUACUUUUCAAGCCGGGCCCAGUGGUAUGUAGCCGUCAGCUCAGCUAGUUAGAAGGCUGAGGCAUAAAGAUUGCUUGAGCCCAGGUGUCUGCGGCUGGUGUGGGCAAUUUAACAAGACUCCCUCUGACAAUGAGAUUGUUUGCUAGAAGGUGAACCUACACCUUACCCAUUUCUCUUCAGAUGAAAAUAGUAUCCAUAGGAAUAUGAUCUGCUAACCAGCAUUUGCAGAAGGUGGUUCUAAAGCACUCAGGUGCUCCAAAGCCAUCAAGAAGUGACUUCUUCUUAAUCCCCUCUUUUAGUGUUGACUUCUAAUUUAACAUGCUUCAGUUCUGGCAUCAGGUGAAAAAAUAAACAACCAAAUCAAACUCUGUUAACGCUGUGGGUGGAGGUAGAUAAAGAAAGACAGUAUAGAAACUGCUUGUAACUGUCCCUAUUUUCUCUUUCUGAGCCUAAAUCAUUUGUCUACAAAUCAGCUCUGUCUAUAAAUUAGCUUUCUAGAAUUCAUCCUGCAUAUAUUAAAUGUGAAGGCAGAGAAGUUUCUUAUUCAUACACAUAAAACCCCAAAUCAAACCUCCUGAUAAGAUUUUUCCUUUGAGAGUGUUUACUUGAAAAAAAGAAAUAGUCUAGAAUUCGGCCUAUGUGUGAUAAAACUUGAAGUUCUUAGAUUGUCUUCUUAGCCUGACUUUUUACAAGCUUUCUAAUAGAACAUGUUAAGGACAUGAUUUGCUGCUUACUUAGGGGGACAAUUUUUCACAGAAAUUAUCACUUUCUUUUGUAAUUUUCAUCCCAUUUGUAUAUACGCCUAUUUGGGAUUUUGUUUUGUCUUGUGAGAGUUUUCCUUUUUUCAGGGGGCGGGGUUAGAAGACUGGUAUCUAGGUUCUUGGGGUAUAGAGGAAAUUCUUCAAAGUGCCAAAUUAGGGAGUCAGAAAUACUUUUGCAUUUCAUAUAAUGAAUUUUGAACAAGGAAGUUACUUUCAUAUUCUGUAUUAAUGAAAUUAAACACAAAUGUUAUACCUCAGUCAUUUUCUUCCAUAGGUUAUCAUAUCUUGGUACUGGUACCAUGCUAAGGCUUUUAUAUAUAUCUAUUCCCAACUUGGUAGCUUUAGUCAGAGAACAGUAUUUUGAGGUUCUGUUGAGUAUCUGCCAUCAAUAUUGCCAGUCUAUAUUUGAGAAAGGUUGUCCCCUUCUACAACUGUGUGUGUUUAUACUGUGUGCUUGGCGCUGCUAUGUCAUUGAACGUGUGUGAUCUUCUAAAAUGUAAUGCGCAUCACAAUCUUUUAAAGUA
Messenger RNA from Dipodomys spectabilis (banner-tailed kangaroo rat), 3089 nucleotides. RefSeq names its product DEP domain containing MTOR interacting protein (gene Deptor). The transcript is spliced from 9 exons. NCBI's taxonomy places the organism in Eukaryota, Metazoa, Chordata, Mammalia, Rodentia, Heteromyidae. The record is from RefSeq and is a predicted model, not a curated record. Bases 170 to 1402 code for a protein of 410 amino acids. Gene Ontology annotation, biological process: negative regulation of TOR signaling; intracellular signal transduction. Gene Ontology annotation, molecular function: protein binding.